Molecule: messenger RNA, 1020 nt
Organism: Leptosia nina
Lineage: Eukaryota; Metazoa; Arthropoda; Insecta; Lepidoptera; Pieridae
Source: the annotation of a GenBank genome assembly
AUGCACUUGCGGGUUCUAUUGUCUUUGGAUCGGUUAGCCGGCAUGAAGGGACAACCGGUUUGGACAACGUCGCCCCCCGGCGAGCCGUUAGUUCGAGCCCCCGUGGGUAAACCCAGAUGUCCGCCAGCGAUAUCCCGCCUCCGCGUAGAAAAAGUUGAAGGCGGCUUAGCAGUGGCCGGCGUCGUUGUGGCUGCUAACUGUCAAAUCGUUCUCCCAAUAUUUGGGUUUCUGUUUAUGCUUGUUGGAUGUGUCCUUACAGCCGCAUCAUAUCGCGGUUGUGGUGAAAAUGAGGAACCUGACCACUACGCCGCGCGCAUCGCAUUCACUGGAAAUUCCCGCGUACUCGGCCCCGUGUGCAUUGUGGCUGGUGCCCUUAUGACCAUUGCUGGCGUGGUGUUAUGUAUGUUGAUGCGAGCGGCGCAGAAACGUCAACGUCGAUUAGCCUUCCAUUGUCCCAUACAUGGGGACUUUUAUCCGCUAAGCCCACAGAAUAGCAGAAAGUAUUCACGAAGCCCCACUGGGCUGUGGCGCUUUCUUCGCGGUUGGCUUGGCAUGGUGGAGGAAAGCGAGACGCCUCGUUGCCCUCGAUCCGUAGAGCCAGCGUCACCAGCACGAGCUGAUGCUCCCUGCCCCCCGCCCUUACCUUUCCUCGUGCCAAGCGACUCUGUUGUAGGAAUGGCAUCAAUUCUCGGUGCGCCGCUUAGCCCCGAACAGGCCUUCGGUUCCAUAAAAUCUCUGGCCAUAUCUAGAGAAGUUGCUAGUUUUCCAUUAUCCCGCUCGCCGACACCACCACCAUUAAGUUGUCCACCUUUCAAAGACGAGUCAAAGCUUGGCGAUAUACCGAAUGCAGUGCCAUCUCGUUUCGACUGCGGGACCCCAUCCUACCACGUAGUCGAAUGCAAACUCACAACGACGGACGAAAUACGUCGUUCCAGCGACAAAUACGACCCCAGUGUACAUAGUGAUAGACAGAGACCCGCCACAGUUUGUAUUUCAAUACCAGAUGAAGGCAAGGGCUAA